This is a messenger RNA of Ipomoea nil (Japanese morning glory), 822 nucleotides long. RefSeq lists its product as uncharacterized. NCBI's taxonomy places the organism in Eukaryota, Viridiplantae, Streptophyta, Magnoliopsida, Solanales, Convolvulaceae. Bases 1 to 660 code for a protein of 219 amino acids. The transcript has 2 exons. The record is from RefSeq and is a predicted model, not a curated record.
AUGGAUUCCGGGAUUGGAAGUUCGAUUCCGGAACUGAAAGAUUUCAAGAUAGGCAGUUGGGUUCCAACACCCCCAGCAAAGCCUGGCUUGCUGGCAUUGGAGCCGAUCUGCGAAACAGUGCAGGAAAAUGAGCAGAUUAGAGCAAAUUGGUCAGACUUGCAAACAAUUCCACAAGAUUUUUGCAUAGGCCAAAUGAACCCAUUAGAACCAGGAGGGUUCUUGCAGGGAAAUUAUGCUCUUACCAGGGAUGAUUGGUUUGAUUUGACAAACUUGCAGAACUUCUCUAUUGAUCCAGACAACUGGAACACUGUGUCAUUUGGGAUCUUCUUGGCACUGGCACAUGCUGCAGGAGCCACGGCGCCAGUUGAAAUUCCCCCUGAAGAUAUAGCAUUCAAUCCCCUCUUCAGUUCUCAGAAUGCAGAUGGAAGUUCUGUUAGCUCCAGAAUCUCUUUCGAUCUGAAUUCUCUACCCGAGAGCAAUGCAGCCUCAAGCAGCAACUCGUUCCAGUUUGCACCCAUCACCCCGGUUCAGAACAAUGGAAGACAGAGCAAGCUAAAUUUAAAUCUAAACCUUAAUGAGAUACCGAUACUAGAAGAAGAAGAUGUAGAGGAAAAUGUUGAAGAAAGUGACCUCAAAAUUGGUUCCAUCUCCAAACUCUGAAGAAACCUGAUUCCACACCAAACUCUGUACUUGAUGGGAAUGUUACUUAGGGAAUAUUAUGUGCAAUCCCUUAGUUGUAAUUAUGUCUUUGGAGUUUUUGUUUUGAGGUUUAAACAAUGCCCAGGUGGAAAUGUUAGUCUGUGAGCGUGUGUGCUCAUUUUU